Messenger RNA from Pomacea canaliculata, 1429 nucleotides. RefSeq names its product proline-rich transmembrane protein 1-like. The record is from RefSeq and is a predicted model, not a curated record. The coding region runs from base 141 to 584 and encodes 147 amino acids. The transcript has 4 exons. Lineage: Eukaryota; Metazoa; Mollusca; Gastropoda; Architaenioglossa; Ampullariidae. Gene Ontology annotation, cellular component: membrane.
GCGAUUGGUUGAAGUCCGUGGGGAGGUUUGAGACUUAAGUACCGACCGUAACAGACACCCGACAACAGUUGCGACCAGCAUCUCGAUCUGUUUGUUCCCUGAUCUUUACUGAAGUUUUUUGUGGUUUCUUUGCCAGUCAAAUGGACCAGAAACAAGGUAACCAGCCCGAAUAUCCCCAGCAGGGGUGCGAUGGAGGGCACGCUUCGCUACCGGGGUAUGUUGCACAACCGGGGUAUGCUGUACAACCACAGCAAGGCCACAGCUACAACCACUCUGCAGUCAUUGUUACUCAGCCAGUAGCCGCCAUUCCAGUGGUACACAGUGUGCCAGACAACAUGGGCUUGGCUGUCUUCGCCACAAUCUGCUGCUGUUGGCCGAUAGGAAUUUUUGCCAUCAUGAAGGCAUCCGAGUCCCGCACAGCCUUAGCAUCCGGGGACUUCCAACGAGCUCAGACCUUAAGCCAGCAGUCUCGCCGCUUCGCCCUGUUUUCCAUCCUCGGUGGAAUUGGCUCAGUCAUCAUUGUCAUCAUCUCAGUUGUUGUGAGGAUCAACAACAGAAGUAGUUACUACUACAAUAGUUACUGACGACGUCAGAGCUUUUCGGACCGGCAAAUCCUGUUCCUGGAGGAGCGUGUGGUUGCUAAGGAACCGGAUAUAAGACUGUCUCACACCCGGCAGCUGGCGAAGAAAGACUUUUAUGCAAGACGCACACAUUUUUUGCACUUUGUAGCAGAUAGACAUGAUACCCGUGAGCACGUGCGUGUGUGCGAUUUGUUGCACACCCAUUGACUUUUGUGACAAUGUAGACGAAAAUGAUUAGAAUUAUGGAUUAGACGAGCUUUUAACAAAUUGUUGUUUACUGUUUUGUUGUUGUUGAUCUUUUAGAGAAUACUGUGCAAACUCUGACCGUCGACUUAUUUCAUCCUUUUCCUGUCUUUCGGAGAAUACAUCUUUCAUUCUGACAUAUAUAACCCGGUGAUAAAAGACUGAUGCUAAAUUCAGUUGAAGCAAAGUAUUUUGUUAAAAUAUUAAUAAAUGUUCUAUCUGUCCAUCAUCUAGUUUUAUUCCCGUCUACAAUUCUCGCCACCCUACACUUUCGAAAAUUAAUGUCUUUCUUCAACAAGCACUUUUGACUGUAAAAAGAAAAACUGAUAUCUGAUCACAUGCUGACAUAUUUUAAAUAAAAGAUGUCAAACACUUCUGAAAGUCGUCAAUUAUUAGGGUAGAAGAGAGGGUGGAAAUAUAUUCCUGACUGAGAUAUCUUUUUUCAUGCCCUGAAUGCUUACCUGAACAGGUUUAUCAUCUCCAGAGGAAAAUGAUACAAACAACAUACAAAUUCUAUGACCGAAAAGACAAAUUCCUUGCUUGAUUGCAGUAGUGUCCAGCUGUUGAAUGGGUACCUGACACUUUUUGAUUUUGGGAAAGGCAGG